Danaus plexippus (monarch butterfly) is the source of this 1874-nucleotide messenger RNA. Its product is annotated as lanC-like protein 3. Gene Ontology annotation, biological process: carbohydrate metabolic process; peptide modification. Gene Ontology annotation, cellular component: plasma membrane. NCBI's taxonomy places the organism in Eukaryota, Metazoa, Arthropoda, Insecta, Lepidoptera, Nymphalidae. The record is from RefSeq and is a predicted model, not a curated record.
GUUGUCAAGUUCAAAUGACAACCGUAAAUUGGAAAAGAAGAAAAUAAAAACAAUAGAACAGACAAAUUUUCGAAAGUGAUGUUUGUGUUUUAGUCAAAUAUUUUUGAGCCAACAGUUUCAACGAGUUGUUAAGUUAAGGAAUUAAUUGAUGAACAAAUUAUUCUCUAAAGUAUUCCCAUUUCGUACCAUUGGUAAAUUAUUAUCGACACUUACUCCUGGAAUAAAAAUGGUGCGAUAUUUUCCUAAUCCUUACGACGACUAUAAGUCGGGAACUAAUUUGAAUAUUGAUAAGGACGAGGUGUUGUCCCAGAUAAAUGAACAUAUUAAGAAUAUUACCAAGCGCAUUCAGCCAAACCGAAAAAAUGUUGAAGGUGGCUUAUAUGUCGGCAUCACGGGCAUAUCGUAUAUGUUUUAUUACUUAUCUCGAAAUCCCUUACUUUCGGAGAUGAAGUCUGAGUAUAUUGCAAAAGGACUCGACUAUCUUGCGCCGGCAUUAGAGACGUCAGCCGGCGAUAAAACCUCAUACCUUCUUGGCGACGCCGGCACCUUCGCUCUGGCGACUGUUUUAAAAAAAGAAAUGGGGGAUGAGGAGUUCACCCAUAGCUUAAAAACAUAUAAAUCUUUGUACAAUUAUUAUUUAAACCCAAAGUUUUUAAAGUGCGGAGGGGACGAGUUUUUUGUUGGUCGUGCCGGUUAUCUUGCCGGAGCUUUGUGGAUAAGCCGUGAGUUGAAAACUGAAAUAUUCACUCCGGAGGAAUUGUAUAAAAUUUGCGACAUAAUUGUUGCAUCUGGUCGUCAAUUUGCAUCGGCACACAAUAGUCCUUCUCCAUUAAUGUAUCAUUAUUACAAUACUAAAUAUUUAGGAGCAGCUCAUGGUAGCAGUUUCAUUCUGCAAAUGCUCUUAUCUGUACCUGGUUAUUUGGAAUACAAUAAAUCUGCAGCCCAGGACAUAAAGAGCACAGUUGAGUUCAUAGCUCUUUACACAGAGGAAGGCAAUUGGCCAUGUUGCAUGGAGGAGGUUGGUUUAUCUGAUCAUAAGUUAGUCCACUGGUGUCAUGGAGCUCCUGGGACUGUUUAUUUGAUGGCCAAAGCAUACCUGGUGUUCAAAGACCAGAAGUAUUACAAUGCCUGUGUAAGGGCUGCAGAACUUGUAUGGUCUAAAGGUCUCCUUCGUAAAGGUCCCGGUUUAUGCCACGGUGUGGCCGGUAAUGGUUAUGUUUUCUUGCUUCUCCACAGAUUAUCAGGUGAUGAGAAAUAUCUUUAUAGAGCUAAGCUGUUUGCUGAUUUUAUGAAUACUGAGGACUUCUUGCGGGAUGCCCGACUGCCUGAUAAUCCCGAGAGUCUAUAUGAGGGUACGGCAGGAACAGUCUGCUUUUUAUCGGACCUCCUUGUUCCAGACAAGGCAGAGUUCCCUUUCCAGGAUGUAUUCUCUACUUAUGUUUAUUAAAAUUUCCAUAAAGCCAGUAUUGAAUUCCGUGUUAUUUAACUUAUAAAAUUUAAUACUAUAUGUAAACAAGAUGCAUAAUAUUUUUGUUAAGUUUUAAAUUAUUAAGAGUUGGUGAUAUUUUAAAAUAAGCAUAUAAAUAAUUAUAUGGAAUAUUUUAUGGAAAUGUAAAGAAAUACAGAUAAUUAUAAUUAAAUACUGGCCACAAAGGAAGUCUAAUCUCAAUAAGGUUCUCAUCGAAACAUUUCUUAUAAUGUGAAUUUUAUGAUCAUAACAAUAGGCUGUAGAAGGCAAUUUGUGACAUGUAGAAGCAUAACUUAUUCAAGGCUCAAUUUUCUUGUCAACCAGAACACUAAUUCUAAAUAAAUAAUAAAAGCCAUCUGACAGUAGUUUGUCAAUUUUACUUUAUUCAAAUAAACUUUAAAGUUAA